GAUUAUUAUCUACGACAGAUGUCAAGCCACAGGGUAUGUUUAAUUUUGAUAUGCAAAUCUUUCGCUUUCUCAGUCGGGAUCAAUGAAACAACAACAGUAUAAAGAGCGACCGUUCUUGAACUUUUAGAUCCAAAAUCAGCUGGAGAAGCCUUAACCAAAGACUCACUCAAAGCUUUCGCCUUUACGUUAUACAAUAUAAAGUUGACAAGAAAUGAAUAUUGACUAUUCUGAGCAUUUACAACUCGCCAAGCGGCAUUCUUUUCCGUAUAUGAAGGUAUAUACAUGGAACACACUUGGAGGAUCACAGAGUCAAGUCAAAGAAAUUCCUCUCAACAACGCGGCAGACUCAGUUCCUGCGAUUAAGUCUGACGGCACAAGCCAGGAACGUCAAGCUCGUUUAGAAGAAGCCAUGGUGUGGAUUCGAAAGGAGUUGGUACGUAUAUACGAAAUAAAAUUAAAAAUUGUCAGGAGAACCAAUAUUAAACAAUUGUUGUUCAGUCAUUCCUUUGUCUUGUUUUCAAUUUGAAAAUAUGAACGAAGACUUCAAACAAGACACGGCUUCAAAAGUGGGAAUUCCUGAAAUUAUCUUACUAAGAGAGGUUCGCUUAGAUUUUACUACUGUAGUAGGUAAUUGUUUGUGGUGAGGGCUUGUUUGGAUUACAUGAGAUCGUGAUAAUACAAUGGAUUUGCCGCUACAAGCGCCGCCAGGCAUGCGUGCCCUAUUAUUGUCUUUUUUUCCUGACUCAUGACGACUCACUUGCUACACUUUGAACUAGUUUAAUACACGUUUGCUUUUCAGUUUCUCGCUUUAUAUACCCAGGGGUAUUUUUUUAACAGAAGCAAAACUGAAAAGAAUUUAGACGAUUAUUGCGAAAUCAAUGGCCCGAGACGAUUUAUCUGAUCUUUUACAAGCACAUAAAAACAAAAACAAACGAAACCGAUCAACACUCAAUGUCAGCUUAUUCUAGCUGUCACGAUCAGCAACUAAAACCCGAUGAACAUAAGGCCGGGCAAAGAACAAGCAGAAUGGCUUAUUCAGCAAAACUCCACUCAACUGUUCGGUUAAGAAAGUAAUAACAUAGUAACUUCUGUACUAUUUCCGUAAUUAGCAACCAAACUAUUCGGCCUCUGACUUCAACGCCUAUUUAACGAAACUUUCAAAUAAAUGCAAAGAUAGCUAAGGAAGGCAAAGAGACACGUUUGAACGAAUCUCUGAAAAUACUGCAUCACCGAAAAUACUGGCUUGUCACAGAGCCUUUUGGCUUCGUUCCCUCCAAAAGAUAUAUCGCCUUACCAGCACUUUAUUCUAACACGUGUUUUACUAUUUACACUGCAGUCGGACAUGCGGCAUCAGGACAAGUUUCUUACAAGGCAGUUCAUUCAACUUAGGGCCACAAUCCAACGCAUUAAAAGAGAAAACAGUCUCCUGGAUGGUGGAAUGGACGACACACAACAACAAAAAGAACCGUCCUUUAGACACUCGGUACCAGGCCCUUCUCUUCGACCAACACUGGGCAGAAGUAUAUCUUAUAUGUAGAUUGAAUUAAUCAAAUAGUAUAUUGAAAAGUUUUAAAGGCAUUGCGCGAACAACUACAAACUUAUGUCUUUACCACUGGCCAGCCUUCUAAUCAUUAGUUGCUGGUCCCUUUUCGAUAGGAGAAAAAAGAAGUUUGAUUUUAAGAUUCUUGAAAAAGGAUUUGAGUUGAAAAUAUUUUGCGUUCACUGAAUAAAUUAGUUCAUGAAGCCUGAUCAUCAAUGCAGGAGAAAAGAGUAAUGACAUCAUUUCUUUUUAAGAAAUCAUAAUCAAUAAAAAGACGAGUAAGAAGCGAGACAUUUAAGACGAAAUUUAAGACAAGGCAAUUUAUAGAUUCAGAAUUUUAAUUAACAAUUUGAAAUAGAGACUAACUGUAGCGUCUUUGAGUUUAUCAUAAACAGUAUUUUUGUUUUCAUUCCAUUUUUAUUCGAUAUGGACUGGACUGAAUGAGCAUAAAAAGUAGGUGCUAACGGACAAACUCCAAUUCUUAGAGUCGCGAAUUUGCAGCAAAAUAUAAGGUACUUCCUUCACUGUACAAGAAAUACAAUUCGUC
Messenger RNA from Porites evermanni, 2087 nucleotides. The record is from the annotation of a GenBank genome assembly. NCBI's taxonomy places the organism in Eukaryota, Metazoa, Cnidaria, Anthozoa, Scleractinia, Poritidae.